Haemorhous mexicanus (house finch) is the source of this 3391-nucleotide messenger RNA. RefSeq names its product methylcrotonyl-CoA carboxylase subunit 2 (gene MCCC2). Gene Ontology annotation, biological process: L-leucine catabolic process. The transcript has 17 exons. NCBI's taxonomy places the organism in Eukaryota, Metazoa, Chordata, Aves, Passeriformes, Fringillidae. Gene Ontology annotation, cellular component: methylcrotonoyl-CoA carboxylase complex; mitochondrion. Gene Ontology annotation, molecular function: methylcrotonoyl-CoA carboxylase activity. The record is from RefSeq and is a predicted model, not a curated record. The coding region runs from base 1246 to 3081 and encodes 611 amino acids.
UUUAAUAAAGGUGUUCACUCAGCUGCCUGCAGAUUCACCCUUAUGUCUGGGUACCUUUCAACCUCAAAAGAAAAGCAAGGCUUGGUAAAAUAGCUAAUAGUGUUAGUAUUUGGUAGAAAUAAUUUAUGGAACACUCUAAGUGCAAACGCUGCUUUACAAACACAGAGAGUUGAGGUCCCUGCUGUGAGGCACUUCACCAUCUGAAAAAAAGUAAUACAAGGAAUAACAGUGCAAACACAGGAAGACAUUAUGAUAGGUGAUGAGGGUCUUGCCUUCUUUGGCUACUGUUUACCUUUCUGUCUGUGAAUUCAACUAGACAGGCUGGCCUUGAUGAUGCAAACUGUCUCUUGAACCAGAUAAGCAAAAAUGUAAUUUAAAGGUGAGUGAGUCUAAAUUCUGGAAAAUGAAACAAAGUAACAGAGUCUCUUUGAAGAUUCCAGGCACUAGCUGUGACAUACACUGUGGUGAUGUAGCAGUAAUUCAUGUAGCUUGUUCAGUAACUGUUGGAUGCGUAUUUGGAGUUUGCCUCUUAAUUUUGCAUUGAAAUAUGUAGAAAUCCUCAUAUUAACAGCAGAAUUUUACCCAUGAAUUUUACCCAUCUUGCUUAUGCAAGAACCAGUUUCCAGAAAGAACUUGGUGCCAGUUCACUGGCCUUUUUUUCAUUGUUUAUUGACAAUAAUGAAGAGCAAGUACAUGGUAGAAUUGGCACAUUUAUUUCUGAGAGUAGUUUUUUCUGUGUGUAUUCAGAAUUAUUUUAAAACAUCCUUACUUCUCUUUGGUAAAGUAUAACAGUGUUCUGUUGUGGUUUAAGGCAUGAAAGAUUGUGAUCAAGUUGAGUUUAAGCAAUUCAGAUGUUUUUGUGCAGUAUUUUUUACAGUUUAUCUAAAAAGUCACAGUUUUCAUGUAGAGUAGCUAAACUAGCUACAGUGAGUCAAAAUCUAAUGAAAAAGUCUAUGACUGUGAUUACUGUUCCUCUGUUAAUAUCCUCUGCCACUUUAGCUGCUUUUUUGGUUUUUUCCUAUGUAAAAAGUGAGUUUGUAAGCACAGUAUUGUGUGGAAAAGGUGAAUGUGUUUAGAGGAAAAAGACUGAAUAAGGAGAAAACAGGAAAAAUUUUUGGUGUGUAAAGGUGCAAAAUGACCCAACUGGACAAGCUGAACACUGAUGCAAACUGUCACUGUGUUGUGACAACUACAGACUUUUAAAACUGUGGAAUUACAAGAUACAUUUUUACCUUUCAAGAGAGUAUGUUUAAUCUAUUUGUGGCAAUUACAAAGGCAGAAAAACAUAUUGUUUUGAAUGUCACUCUACAGCCAAAGCCCUUCAAAUGUGAGCUGAAUCUGUUCAUAUUUUUGUUUUAUUUCUGCUUUUUUUUCUUUGCCUUUCAGUGCCCAAGUGAACAAACUCAACUGCAACAUUUGCAGCUUCUUCCCAAGGGAAACCUUAAGUCUGCAGGCUCGAGUAUAUAUGAGAGUUAUAGAGAGUUAACAUGGAUUUACCACCUAUUUUUUUCUGUCAAAGAGAACUAUGAACGAAUGAAGGCACUGGUAACUGAGCUACAAGAACAAGCAGAAAAAAUCAGGUUAGGAGGUGGAGAAAAAGCUCGUAAGCUUCAUACUUCAAGAGGAAAGCUGUUACCCAGAGAGAGAAUUGACAAGCUUAUUGAUCCUGGAUCUCCAUUUCUGGAGUUCUCCCAGUUUGCUGGUUACCAGUUGUAUGGUAAUGAAGAGGUACCUGCAGGAGGCAUUAUCACAGGCAUUGGACGAGUAUCUGGGACGGAGUGCUUGAUUGUUGCUAAUGAUGCAACUGUCAAAGGUGGUACCUAUUAUCCCAUCACUGUUAAGAAACAUUUACGUGCUCAAGAAAUUGCAAUGCAAAAUCAUCUCCCUUGCCUUUAUUUGGUUGAUUCAGGAGGAGCAAAUUUACCUCGGCAAGCAGAAGUCUUUCCAGACCGAGAUCAUUUUGGCCGUAUUUUCUAUAAUCAAGCAGUCAUGUCCUCACAAGGAAUUCCACAGAUAGCAGUAGUCAUGGGAUCCUGUACAGCAGGAGGAGCAUAUGUACCUGCAAUGGCUGAUGAAAGUAUUAUUGUUGCCAGACAGGGAACAAUAUUCCUGGGAGGGCCACCACUGGUUAAAGCAGCAACAGGUGAACAGGUAUCAGCAGAGGAUCUUGGAGGGGCGGAUCUUCAUUGCAGAAAAUCUGGUGUAACAGAUCAUUAUGCUUUGGAUGACAAUCAUGCACUUCAUCUGGCAAGGAAAGUUGUAAGAAGUUUGAAUCUCCAGAAGAAAAUAGAUGUGACUAUAGAACCAUCAGAAGAGCCUUUAUUUCCAGCUGAUGAAAUAUAUGGAAUAGUUGGUGAUCAGCUAAAAAGAAAUUUUGAUGUCAAAGAGGUCAUUGCUAGAAUUGUAGAUGGAAGUAGAUUUGAUGAAUUCAAAGCCUUGUAUGGGGAUACUUUGGUUACAGGAUUUGCAAGAAUUUUUGGUUACCCAGUAGGAAUUAUUGGAAACAAUGGAGUUCUUUUCUCAGAGUCAGCAAAAAAGGGUACACAUUUUAUCCAGUUGUGUUGCCAGAGAAAUAUUCCCAUUGUGUUUUUGCAGAAUAUUACAGGUUUCAUGGUUGGCAGAGAGUAUGAGGCUGGAGGGAUAGCAAAAGAUGGUGCCAAGAUGGUAACUGCUGUAGCUUGUGCCAAUGUACCUAAAAUAACUAUCAUUAUUGGUGGCUCUUAUGGAGCUGGAAACUAUGGGAUGUGUGGAAGAGCAUAUAGUCCAAGAUUUUUAUAUAUGUGGCCAAAUGCUCGCAUAUCAGUGAUGGGAGGAGAACAAGCUGCAACUGUUCUAGCUACAAUAGCUAAGGACCAAAAAGCAAGGGAGGGAAAACAGUUGUCUGAGGCAGAUGAAGCAGCUUUGAAGGAACCAAUCAUUAGGAGGUUCGAGGAGGAAGGAAACCCUUUUUAUUCCAGUGCAAGAUUAUGGGAUGACGGAAUUAUUGAUCCAGCUGACACAAGACUGGUUUUGGGCCUCAGUCUCAGCGCAGCGCUAAAUGCACCCACAAAGAAGACAGAAUUUGGAGUUUUCAGAAUGUAAACUUAAACAUGUGAUCAUCAGAAUUACCUCUGUAUAUUUUAUUUGGGGAUGGACAGCAUACUAGCUACAGUAUUGUGAUAAUUAAAAUAAAGAUUUGUAAGAUGCUAUUUUUAAUGAAACUUUCAUUAUUUUCACUUACUAUAAUUUGCAAACAGUGCUUCAGAUUUUUGAUAGUGAUUUGAGAUUAGUCAUUUAAGUGCUUAGAUAACUGCAUUGCAUGAAUAAAUUGCAAGUUCUUGCAUUGUACUUCAUGUUACAAGAAACUAUUGAUACUAUCUCUUAUAUAAAUAAAUGUACAAAAUAAGCUAUA